UUCACAAAAUCUCCAGUCGUUCAAGCCCGUUCCAGCUGUUUAGACGUGUGUACCGUGCGCCCAGACCUAAGACGGGGGCGCCCGACAGCCUCGUGUGUGUUGUGUGACUGUGUAUGUGUGUGACUGGUGUGUGUGUGCGUGUGCACUCCCCCGUGUACGUUUCCAUUUCAAAACUUACCAGACACACAAUCUGAUUAUUCACACUCGUUGGGUGAGGAAUUCCACCGCGCCGACACACGGGAAAACAAUCGCGCGCUAACAUUUCGAAAAAGAAACCCCAAAUUCUUUUUCCUUUUUUUUUUCGCCAAGUCAAGACGCCAUCUUGUCGUGUGUAUUUUUGUGUCUCUCUCUCUUCGUGUGUCUAUCCUCCUGCGUGUGUGCCAAUCUGAAAAUAACAAAGUUGACAAAACAAAAAACCCCAAAAACCCAAAAAUAAAAUUCUCUCUGAGGAAUUAUUUCAAGAAUUGGAUUAUUCAACACGACAGAAAUCAAAAACUCGUCGGUCAACACACACGGAUUUGCCCACACUGAUUCAAAGCAAUUAGAGCCUAGAGAGAGUAUAGGAGCCGAGAGGAUAAGAUUCGAUGGAUGAAAGGUGAAUGAAAUAGUGGCAAUGUGGCGGCUCCCAUCCUAACUGUGAUUGUGUGUGUGUCGUGUCGUGAGUGUGUGAAGUUGGAAAAGAGAAAAAAUUUUUGGGCGCGCGCGCGCGCGCAUCCGACGACCCGAAAUUUUGACUGAAAUAAAAAUAUAAAAAGACCCGACGAGGUUGUCCCGUGAAAGCCGCCGGAUCGUCCGCGAGGUGGCGUCGUCCAAAGUGCAACGCACGACGGAAGGAAAACUGGCGACUGCCACUGCCGUAGUGCCGACGGCCGACGACUGGCUGCUGGUGGUCUGCUGAAAACAAGAGAGACUGUGGCCUCAUGGCAAACCAUGCCAUCGUCACUCAAAGCAGUCCAUCGACGACACGCGGGAAUCUGGUCAGUCCGGAAGAAGAAAUGUUGGAUCGACGAACAAUGGAGCUGCUGCCAGACAGACCGUCGAGGAUUCCGCCCAUGGCUCCCGCUCGCCCGGCUCCUCUUCCAGGCUCGGCCGUUCGAAUCCAACCGCCCAGAAGAACCACCACCACCACUACUACUACCCCCACCACGUCUCCCAUUGUCGUUCCACGAGUUCCGGCCCCAACUCUGCCCCUCCGGCAAUCAACGACGCCGACGACCUACACCACCGCAAAUGUCAGCGGAAGUCGGUCGUUACAAGUGGCGGCGGCGACGACAAGUUCAGUCGAAGCAGCGGCGGAAGUGAUCACGCUGUCGCAACCGCGGCCGGAUGGCGAGCGCGUCCGCAACGAGUACAUCGACACGCCGUUGAAAGGUGGACUGCGGGCGACGACGCCUCUGCACGCCGAAACGCACAUCCACAUUAGCGGCUCUCCGCACGACCAUUUGGCGCUGGUCAGUCCACUGGGCAGCCAAUCGUCCAAGACGUCGUCGUCGUCGACCAAGUCUCUGCCGUUCAACAACACGGGCAACACGCCGUUGACGUCGCCGUCGUUGAAGCGAUUGCAGAGCACACGACGAUCGCUGCCCAUCACCAAACAGCCGGCCCAAUUCACCAAAGACACAACUCCGUCGUCAUCGUCGGCUGCUGCCAAUUGCCGUCGCGAUGUCAAUUGCCCAACGACGUCAUCGACGUCGAGGAUGGUCUUUUCGUCUCCGGGCAGUCAGAGCAGCGGAGGUGGCGAUUCCGUCAUCUGCCCGGAUUGUGAUCGCUGCCGUUGUUUAUCCUGUCGGACUCCGCGCCCCCUGCCGUCCAAGUGGUUGUGCGGCGACAAGUGCCUCUGUUCGGCCGAAUCGUGCGUCGACUACGUCUCGUGUCUCUGCUGUGUCAAAGGACUUUUCUACCAUUGCGGAUCGGCGUCGGAUGAAGACGACGAAGAUGACGACGUCCAUCGGCGUCGAUACCACCACCACCAGCCAACGACAACAUCAGCCAGCGGAGGAUCGUGCGCCGACGCCCCGUGCUCGUGUGUGCCCAGCCACCACCGGAUGGCCCGUUGGGGUUGUCUGGCCUGUCUGACUCUGGUCAUGCCGUGUUUACUCUGUUACUGGCCACUCCAAGGAGGUGUCAAAGUGGUGGAAAUGUGCUACCAAAAGUGCACCCGACACGGAUGCCGAUGUGAUCAGCAGCAUCAACAACAACAACAAAGACGGCCCAACCAUACCUCCACCUCUUCUUCUGCCCAGCCAACGGGCAAGACUGCCGUCGUCGUCCAGCCUCUACCCAAUUCGUCGGGAAAACGACUUUUAGAUAUUUAAAAUAUUUCGAUUUAAGAAAAAAGAAAAAUGAAUCUGUUUUUUCAACUCCCACCCCAUCUUCUUUAUUAUUCCCCACACCCUCCCGACGCACUCAACUUGUUUUUUCAACCAAAAUGGAUGGAGAUUCCCAUUUUCAUCCACCUCUCCCAAUAAAUUUUUUUUUUGGUUUUUUUUUUUCGGGUGUGAAACGAAAUAAUUUGACUUUGACGCAACCAAAGAGGACACAAAUGUAAAAACGGCCAAGAAAUCCCCCAAAAAACACACACAUUUCCUCCCCCCUCAGAUUGUUGUUGUUGUUUUUCUCGUGGCUCUAUGUAGAUACAUCCAUCAUAUGUAUGUAUGUACAUAAGCAGAAAGAUCAGUGGUUGAAUGUUGGAGUACAAAACUACGAGAAAAUUCUACACACACACACACUAAAAAAAAAACGUAAAAUGUCACACUAAAGUUUAAUUAAAAAAAAAGAAAAACACAUAUUAAAAUUGUUCCGUCAAAUUUCCACCGUCUUUUGGCAUGUCUUAGGGAAAAAAUCCCACAACAGGUUGUUUGACGGGCGUGUCUUUUUCUAUUUCUUUUUCUAUUUCUAUCCCCCCCAAAGUCCUCUGUCUAGUCUGAAUUAUCAAGCAAAUGUCACCAUAUUAUUUUGGGUCUCUCUCUCUCUCUCUCUGUACCUGUCUCGAUGGCGUUUUAUAUUGGUUUAUAUAAAUCCAGCGACGAUGGGAGAAAACAAACACAAAACAUAAUAAUAAUAAUAAUAAUAAUAAUAAUAACUGGAUGGAGAAAAAGAGAAUUUACGACGACUUUUGGUUCAGCUUUUCGGUUAUCUUUCGGCGGCCACAAUUAUUUAUUUCAUCAGAUUACCUCUUUUUCCUUGGAACGUCCGUCUUUCUCUCUGAUCGUUUCUUUUCUUUCUCCGGCAUGGACCGACAAAAAAUUUAAAAAAUAAAAACCUGCUUCUUCUUUCUCUUCUCUUCUCUAUUUGAUUUGUGUUUUUCUACGUAUGGAAAAAAGAUGUUCUCUCUCGCUCUCAGAAAAAUAAGGAAAAAUGCUGACAGUGUGUGUUUUUGUAAUUACCCAUGUAUUUACUGUAUAUAUUGAAAAAGGUUACACUUGUGCAAAAUAUAUCGUGAAUUGACA
Molecule: messenger RNA, 3449 nt
Organism: Daphnia pulex (common water flea)
Lineage: Eukaryota; Metazoa; Arthropoda; Branchiopoda; Diplostraca; Daphniidae
Gene: sty
Product: protein sprouty homolog 2-like
Exons: 2
Coding region: 921-2315 (464 amino acids)
Biological process (GO): negative regulation of MAP kinase activity; animal organ development; multicellular organism development
Cellular component (GO): membrane; cytosol
Source: RefSeq, a predicted model, not a curated record